GCUAUAUCUAUAAGACAAACACCCUCCAAGACUACUGAAUUUCACCGCGCAUAGUAGAGCCAAUAUAAAACACGUAAACAAAGCGGGUACGCCGACGUGUUUAUCCCGCGCCGUAAUAUUCCAAGGCCGUUCUGGCACGGGUACGCGCCAUUCCGGAUCUUUGGGUUGAAGAACAGCGAGUGUGAUCAGUGUUUUGUGUUUUGUGGUCUGCAAGACUCAAAUUCAAGGUUUCUGACUCGUUUUGCGGUCUAUCGUCGUCCCCGAAGUCGAGCGGCCUUCGUCUCGUGUUUUGGGACUUUUGUGUUUUCUGCGCUCGUCCACUUUCCUCUUCUUCAUCGUCACCUUCCUCCUCUACUCCUUCUCUCCUCUCCUCUUCUCUACCCCCCUCACUCCCUGACGAUCGCGUUUUAUCUGUCUGUUCCUCAUGGCGUCUUACGCGCUGUGUGCUUCGCCAAAUGUGGACGACUCCGUUCCCAUCCAGCCCCGGCCCGUAACGCGUCCCAUGCGCCUCAAGGUCCUCUACACGUUCGAUAACGCUCAAAAGACCACCUGCCUGGCGCGUUCGUCGUCCAUCUUCCAGGUCCAAGUAAUCCACUGCCCGCCAGCCUCCCCGACCUCCUCCCCGACGCGCACCCCUCCCCGCAACCACUCCUCUUCCUCUUCUUCCCGACGCAGACCCGACGUCGUCGGCGCGAUCGACCUGCGAUCUUGCAUCGCUGCCGUCGCUUCUUCGAGCCCCGAACUCGUCGCCGACCCGUCGAUCGACUACGCGGUCUACACUGUUGACUUUUCGGAACGCGACCAGCCGCUAGUCGGCCACGGCCUCCUUUCCUGGGCACUCGCAUCCUCGGCCGCGCCCCAACAUCAAGACAGCAUCAAUUCGACCGAGAACCAAAGCAGUAUCUCCAACCCCACCAACUCAUCCAACAACCCAUCCGCGCCGAGCGAUCUCUCCGCGAUCCCGACUCGCGACAACAGCCACUCAUCCGGCGCAGCCGCUACCGCGCACGAGGUCGCGGCCGGAACGCUGCAGAUGGUUUGCGGCCGCGUGUGCUCGAACGUUAUGAACAUGUUUGGCAACCACGGCGUGCGCGAGACUCUGGAGAUCAAGCUUCGACUACAACCUGUACGGCGCGCUCUAUCUUUGCAAUAUGUCUUUCAGCACUCUAUCAAGAUCUUUUCACUGACAUUGAUUAUUUUUUGUACAGGUCCACGGAGCUACGCAGAUGCGGUUUUUGAGAUCCAUGCAGCUAUACGUCCGGUUAUCAAACCUAAUGCCCGGAUGCUUCGACGCAGCCCGAUGGACAAGCUUCAUCCAAUCCCAGCCACGCGUAAUGGAACUUUUGACUGCGCCAGCAUACGCCGGGCUUGUCAGCAAUGCGGACAACAGCAGUAGCAGUACCAACCUGCUUCUGUUUGACAACGAAAACUCCUCGUCGGGAGCCGGGCGGCCGAAUGAUGACUAUGAUGCUUUCUUUGGAUUGCCGGUUGAAGCUGAGAGAGCGAUCGCUGCCGCCACAAACACCUCCACGCCCGCGACUACUGCUGCGAAGAAAGGGCGUCCUAAGGGAUCAUCUACACAGAAG
This is a messenger RNA of Myxozyma melibiosi, 1586 nucleotides long. RefSeq lists its product as uncharacterized. Bases 425 to 1396 code for a protein of 323 amino acids. Gene Ontology annotation, biological process: regulation of transcription by RNA polymerase II; rDNA heterochromatin formation; silent mating-type cassette heterochromatin formation. Lineage: Eukaryota; Fungi; Ascomycota; Lipomycetes; Lipomycetales; Lipomycetaceae. The transcript is spliced from 2 exons. The record is from RefSeq and is a predicted model, not a curated record.